Molecule: messenger RNA, 1609 nt
Organism: Physella acuta
Lineage: Eukaryota; Metazoa; Mollusca; Gastropoda; Physidae
Product: 32 kDa beta-galactoside-binding lectin
Molecular function (GO): carbohydrate binding
Source: RefSeq, a predicted model, not a curated record
UCCCCCGCCAUUACUGUGGUAGUCAGCAACACGUAGAGAGCUGGCAGAAAACAUUGAAUUUCAAAAAAGAAUAUUGUUUGAACGCAAAGAUGUACCUUACUGGCAGUUAAGUUUUCUAUCAGCUUUGUAUGUUGAAGGCACCCGCAAUAUUUUAUGUCAAGACAGUGUACACCCUCAACAUGUUGAAGCAGAUUCUUGCGUUUGUUUUUCUACUGGCAAGCGUCACGACUGUGUAUUGUGGAGACGCACUGCAAAAGACACAUCCGGACAACAGUACACUUCAACACCAAUCAAAACGAGCCGUUAGUUCAUCUCAGUACCCUGUGCCUUAUACUGCAGAAAUUAGACACCCAAUGUUUGAUGGUAAAGAAAUAUACAUUGAAGGAGCCAUGCUUCAAAAUCCCAACAGAUUUACUCUGGACCUGUGUGAGACUAAUACAUGCAUCCAAGACAUCGAAAUGCAGGCCGAAUAUCGUUUCAACACAGAGAGAUUCUCCAUGAAUUACAAAAGAAAUCUGAGAUGGGGAACGCCAUCAUUUUACGACGGGAAACAUUUAGAAGGAAGAAAAGCAGUACAAUUAUCAGUUGUGAUAAACAACCAUCAAUUCAAGGUUUUAGUCAACACCAGAACUUUAGUUUUGAAUGUACCAGCAAGGAUGUCAAAGAUAAAGUAUAUUCGGAUUCGCGGGGAUGUUCAAAUCGAUUGGAUUUUGUAUUCACCUGAAUAUGUUUCUUUAAACGGACAACGUCCACAACAGAGAGUCAUAAUAUAUGGAUACCCAACUGACCUUACCAGAUUUUAUUUUAACUUCAUACAUGCCAACGUAACGGAAGAACCAUCAGAUUGCAUGACUUCUGCUGUACAAGUACAUUUUGAUAACAGGCUUAGAUACAGCUACGAUAAUAAUAAAAUCCUCGUAGCUUAUAGGAACAGAAAUCAAAAUUGGAAUACUAAAUACAUCCCUAUCUCAAGCUUUCCAUAUGAAGUUAAUGUAACAUUCAGGAUUCAAAUUACCCUCCGCCUUAACCAGUUUCAGUUCCGCAUCAACGAUCAGAUGUCAUUCACUUAUGACCGUCCAACUGAUGGAGUAGCUAGAAUGUGCUAUGCUGAUUCUGUUGUCGUCAAAAACGUCUUGACAACAUAGAAAUCAAAUAGCUGUUACUGACUAAGUGUUCCGCUUAGUGAACACCCAAAUAAAUUUUGUAACUUAAAUGUUUAAUUAAUUUAAUCCAAUAUUAGUACUUUUAAGUGCCGUACAGAGAUUAAUUAGAAGCGGUGGAUGCAUUAACAUUUACAUUUUUUUAUUAUUUAUUUAUUUAUUUUCUUCAUUUUUUUCACAUUACACCUGUCAAUGUUGUUGUAAUAAAACCUUCAAAACACAAGAAUGAAAUGCUGCAAUAUAGUUGGAUAUAGCUUAUUAAAAUUAAACGCCUUCACAACAUAAGUGUGUGUGUAUUCGUUUGAUAGACAAAAAUUUUUUUCAUAUAUUUAAUACAUUUGAUUGCAAACGCUACCUAAGUUUUAGAUACUAAAGAAACUUAGAAAACGUGUUGGGCACUAUUCUAUUAGUUGACUAAUAAUUAUUGUAAUUAAAUUUAUUGUAAUAUA